Molecule: messenger RNA, 1593 nt
Organism: Penicillium odoratum
Lineage: Eukaryota; Fungi; Ascomycota; Eurotiomycetes; Eurotiales; Aspergillaceae
Product: histidine phosphatase family protein
Exons: 1
Coding region: 1-1593 (530 amino acids)
Molecular function (GO): acid phosphatase activity
Source: RefSeq, a predicted model, not a curated record
AUGGCGGGGCACAAGAACCAAUACGUUUCCCCGGAGGAGGAAAGCCUGCUAGGUGACAGGUCCGAGCCGAUACCUCACAAGUCUUCCUCUCCUACGUGGAGAAGGCUACGCAUCAUCGGCCUUGUCGCAGCUCCUCUUAGCGUACUGGCCCUGGCACUGUUUUAUCUGACGAACGGGUACGAACCCUCAUCUAAGAAUGUGGUACACAAAAACCCUGACCAGCCUUUGGUUGUGUCGUACAGGUCCAGAAAGGAAGCCGUGCACCCUCGCCACGCCUGCAACAGCGUAGAUGACGGAUACGAGUGUUUCUCCGACCUCUCCCAUCGCUGGGGCCAAUACUCGCCCUACUUCUCCCUCGCAGCGGAAGGUAUCUCCGGUGACGUUCCACAGCAAUGCGAUGUCACCUUCGUGCAGGUGCUUUCUCGCCACGGUGCUCGGUACCCAACCGCAUCUAUGAGCAAAAGUUAUGCAGCGCUUAUAGAAGCCAUCCAGGCCAACGCCACCGCAUACAAGGAUAACACCGCAUUCCUUAGUUCGUACAACUACACUCUGGGAAGCGAUGACCUCACCACCUUCGGUCAGUCCGAGAUGACAAACUCGGGCAUCAAAUUCUACGAGCGUUACGAAGCUCUCGCGCGCGACAACAUCCCCUUCAUGCGCUCCUCGGGCUCCUCACGCGUGAUAGAAUCCGGCGAAUAUUUCAUCAAAGGAUUCCAGCAAACAAAGCUACAAGACAAAAAAGCUCUGCAAUCACAAUCCUCGCCAACCAUCAACGUUGUCAUCUCCGAGGACACAGGCUCCAACAAUACCCUCAACCACAAUACCUGUCCAGCCUUUGAAGCCAGCACAAUCGGUGACGAUGCCACAAACAAUUACACCGCGAUCUUCGCCCCGUCCAUCCGAGCACGCCUCCAAUCCCACCUCCCAGGCGUGUCUCUCACCCUCGACCAAGUAACCGACCUAAUGGACAUGUGCUCCUACGACACCCUCUCCAACACAGACGACGGAAGCACAGUCUCCCCCUUCUGCGCCCUCUUCACAGACUCCGAAUGGACUGAAUACAACUACCUCCAAUCCCUCUCAAAAUACUACGGCUACGGCGCCGGAAAUCCCCUCGGCCCAACUCAAGGCGUAGGCUUCGUCAACGAGCUCAUCGCCCGCAUAACCCGCACCCCGGUACAGGACCACACUUCUACAAACCACACACUGGACAACGGAUCGAACGCCGCCACUACUUUCCCCCUGAACCGUACCCUGUAUGCGGACUUCACGCACGAUAAUGGAAUGAUUCCCAUUUUCUUUGCGCUGGGCUUGUAUAAUGCUACGGCGCCAUUACCAACUACUCAUGUGCAGUCUGAUAGUGCGGCGGAUGGGUUCUCUGCUGCGUGGACUGUGCCGUUUGCGGCGCGGGCAUAUGUCGAGGUUAUGGAGUGCGGUACGGAGAAAGAGGAGUUUGUACGGGUUUUGGUUAAUGAUCGGGUUGUUCCGUUGCAGGGGUGUGGAGUUGACAAGUUGGGGCGUUGCAAGAAGGAGGAGUUUAUUGAUGCGUUGAGUUUUGCGAAGGAGGGUGGUGAUUGGGCGAGCUGUUAUUAG